AGCGCGGCAAAUCCAAGUUCAAAUUUCGCGCGCUCUUUUUCCGUAUCAACUCAACACAAGCCAUCUCUAGCGAUGGCGGAGAGUCGGCGGCUCGCUCUGGAGCGAUGGCGCGAGGAGAGGAGGCGCCAGAAGCAGCAGGAGACGCAGGAGACCGCCAAGGCAGCUCGUCCUGCUCGCCGCGUGCUUUCAAAUAGAACCACCCAAGGAGCCCCAGUGCGCUCGCUUGCGGCUCCAAAGCGGCGAGAAAUGCAGCAGCCAUCGGCUCCAGUUGCAGCACGCCGGAUAUCGCGCGAGACGGCGCCAUUAGAGCCCAUUGAUGAGCUUGAGAAGAGUCAGACGCUGCUCUACAAGACGCCAGCCAAAACUAGCAGCGGCAACAGGACGGAAGUGGAUAGUACACCAACUGACAGAGGCUUGGGCAGUGCUGACCUGCCUGCUAGCACGAAGAGACGGAGAAGACGGAGUUAUAUCUCGCCAAGCUCCGAUGCACCGUCGCUGGCUGGAGGCGCACAGCGAGUGCUGACCCCCAUGCGGCUCCUCCAACAGGAAAGUGAUGACGGAGGUAUGGACGGAGAUACUGAUGGCGCUACACCCGAGAUUGUACCGGGUCCGCGACGUAUUAGUGUUCUGGCACAGCGGAGAAAGAGCGACGAAAGCGCGAGAUCUGUGACUCCUUAUAAAAACGAGAGCGUGAAGGAGGAACCUGCGUCGUCGAGAGAAACCAUUUCGCUUGGCAGUAUCAGUACAACACUGCGUGUACGACACACGGUUUCUAGUGAUACAAAGAGUGACCCGAAUUCUACGCCACACAAAUCGUUGUCAAUUCAUGCGUUGCGAGUCAAGGGGGAGACUCAGCAACCUCUGCUUAUAGAUGCGAAGACUAAAAGUGAGAAUAACAGGGCAAAAGUCGAGAACUCGCGGCCCGAUCGCAAGUUGCCUUUUCCCGAACGUGUACCGGUAGAUCCAGCGCAGCAGCCAGCUAGGUCUAGCCUUGAACUUCCAAAGUCUCGAAAAAGCCUAUCCAGCCGCUACUCACUGGACGAUUCAAAACCGACUCAAUCUCUCAGCGAGCGGCUAGCAGGGAAUCCCAAGUGGGAGAUGGAUGACUUUAUGGUGACGAAAAAUCUGGGUCAAGGCAAGUUCGGCAACGUUUAUCUAGCUAAGGAAAAGUGCUCAAACCUUACUGUCGCUCUCAAGGUUCUAUUCAAGUCGCCACUGACGCGUGAUGGCGGUGCAAGUAAUUUAAAACGCGAGGUUGAAAUUCAAGUGCGACUUCGGCACCCCAAUGUUCUACGCAUGCACGGCUACUUUUACGACGACGCAUGCGUUUAUCUGGUGCUUGAAUAUGCACCUUACGGAGAACUCUACAAAGAGUUGGCCAGGGAAAAAUACCUUUCCGACGCGGUGGCUGCGCAUUACGUAUCUCAAGUUGUUGAAGCUCUUAAGUACUGCCACAGCUGCAAUGUGAUUCAUCGGGAUAUUAAGCCUGAAAAUCUCCUGUUAGGGUACAACAAAACCAUAAAGCUGGCUGAUUUCGGGUGGUCGGUUCAUGCGCCGGAGCCUUACAAUCUUCGCAAGACGUUCUGCGGGACUCCAGAUUAUCUGAGCCCCGAAAUGUUGUUGGGAGAGCCUUACGACUGUCGGACAGACUCAUGGAGCCUUGGUGUGCUCACGUAUGAAUUGCUAAUCGGCUCAACACCGUUCUACUGCGAGAAUCAAAUGGACAUGUACAAGCGAAUCGAACUCGCCGACUAUCAUUUCCCAUCGAUCCCACAAGUAUCUGAAAGCGCCAAGAGUUUCAUUGCUGGACUACUCAAGCGGAAACCAAGCGAACGAAUGAGCUUGGAAGAUGCAGCCAAACAUCCAUGGGUUCAAAAUCGCUAUUCGAAGUAACAUUAACGCUAUAAUAAUGCCUCGAUGAGGCUGAGCUACCCGACUCGCAAUAUCAUCAGGCUGAUCACACUAGACGAUACUUGUCGUUCAUACAAAUGACCAACGCAUCAAAUUGCAGCUACAUACACCAGACAAGCCAUUAGCAAUAAGGACGGUGGCGUUUUAUCAUCACACACUUACAUUCGUCAAUAUCUCCGUGAUCUGGUCGACGGGCAGAGAAGGAAAAGCAAAGCGCAGGUCUGCUAUCGAGCAUCCAGCAUCUCUCUUGGCUUCCAAUUGUCGAAGAACCAGUGCUGCGGAGGUAACAGGUC
Phytophthora nicotianae INRA-310 is the source of this 2204-nucleotide messenger RNA. RefSeq names its product AUR protein kinase. Lineage: Eukaryota; Oomycota; Peronosporomycetes; Peronosporales; Peronosporaceae. Gene Ontology annotation, biological process: protein phosphorylation; mitotic spindle organization; regulation of cytokinesis. The record is from RefSeq and is a predicted model, not a curated record. Gene Ontology annotation, cellular component: chromosome passenger complex; spindle microtubule; spindle pole centrosome. Gene Ontology annotation, molecular function: protein kinase activity; ATP binding. The coding region runs from base 73 to 1893 and encodes 606 amino acids. The transcript is spliced from 4 exons.